Messenger RNA from Plodia interpunctella (Indianmeal moth), 2812 nucleotides. RefSeq names its product meteorin-like protein. Bases 195 to 1193 code for a protein of 332 amino acids. The record is from RefSeq and is a predicted model, not a curated record. The transcript has 5 exons. NCBI's taxonomy places the organism in Eukaryota, Metazoa, Arthropoda, Insecta, Lepidoptera, Pyralidae. Gene Ontology annotation, molecular function: hormone activity.
GUGCGCGCCAGUAGUGAUUUUAAAUUAGAGGGAGUAUGUUGCUUUUCAUUUCACUUCCGUAAUUUAUUUACUAUUUGAGAAACUUUUCGGUGAUCAAAAAAAUGUAGUUUUACUCGUAAAUUUAAUUGAUAGUGAUGUGAUUAUAAAAUUUAGAAGUGAUUAUUGACUUUUAUUAUUUAGAAGACGUUAAUAAAAUGUGUGGGAAGCUUCAGGCUGUGUUUUGGACUUUGUCGAUGAUGUGGGCUGCUGCAAAGACAGGAGUGAUGGCAGAUCAAUGCGACUGGAAUGGCAGCGGGUUGACGUCGAACACGGAGCGCGGGGUGACGCCGGUGUACCUGCGGUGUCGCGAGGGUAGCGUGUCGUGGCUGUACCCGCGCGGAGCCCUGCGGCUGCUGUUUAGGCCUCCCAUGCCGGCCGACGCGCAGGACUUCAAAGUCUGCGUGCGCGUCAUUCGCAGGCCCGAUCCUCCAGACCUCUUCCAUUCCAUAAAGCUUAAUGAUACUGUGUCUCCAGAGCGAUUUCCGGCGCGUCUCUUCCUUGAGGGUCCUAGAUCACUAGUGCCCCUGUAUGCUCCAGACGACGGUGACCCCCGGGAAUUGCGAUGCUUCCGGAGUCGUAAGGGGCAUGCAGCACUGUACGUGGAAGCUGAGCCGGACGAUGGUCCGCGGCGGCGCGUGGCCACCUUCCGCUACGAGGCGCGGCCGCUGAUCAGCCAACAUUACGACCCGGCCACUGCUGAUUGUCGACCGUGCUCUGACGAGGAACUGGAGCUCGCCUUCUGCACCAGUGAUCUCGUGUCUCGCGGACUGAUCAUCAGCAGCGAGCCGCGCGAAGACUUGGACUCCACGCAGCUGACCCUGCGCCUCACCAAACUAAUCCGCGCCACCGGACACGACGCCGACCCCGCUAGCACUGAUGCUGAUAAUGAUGCCGAUACACCGCAUCUUGACGAUGGCUAUUUCAGGUAUGAAGUGGACAACAGCCGGCGCCGGCGCCGGCGCCGCAGCCUGCACGCGCACGUGCACGUGUGGUCGGCGUGCGGCGCGGGCGCGGGCGCGGGCGAGUUCCUGCUGACGGCGCGCCGCCGCCUGGGCCGGUACUCGCUCGUGUGCGCGCCGCGGCUGCAUCGCUGGCAGGCGCUCGUUGACAGGAGGAACAAGGACGGCAUGGCGCAUUGUCUGUUGCAGCACUGACAGUGAGGAACAGUGUGUUUGUAGAAAAGGAUCAAACAGUGAAUUCGUAAGACGAAAAGGGCCAAAUAAGUAAACUGUUUUCGUGGGACGAAGAGGGACAAAAUAGAGAGUUAGGAAUUGUUUCACCUCUCGCUGAUAUAGCUAAUAUUGUUUAUCACAAGCAUUAGAUAACUGGCAUAUAAAACAGAUUUAUCUAACAGUUAGUAUAUGUGACAGAUUACAAUAUGGUUUUUUAUUAGAAAGUGAUGAUACAGGCCCUUAGUGUCGGAUUCUACGUUAGUAAAAGUCGAAUGAAGAAAAGUUUGGCACAACGUCUUGUGACAAUUAAUUACAGCCUAUUUAGCUGUGGAAUUGUAUCCACUCGGUCGGUAUCUGUGUGGAUGGUCUAAUACGUUAAAAGUAAUAACCGACUCAUAAUUCUGAACGUUCUAGAAUUAAAUCUAAUCUGCUGGACAGAUUAGAGUCAACAGUUUAAUUUGGUUCGAUUUAAGUUAAGAAUAUAAAGGCAUAAAGUUGCUUAUGUCGGUGUAGACUUUCAAAGUUUUUGAUUGAAUUUUUGUUAAAAACAAUUAGCUAGCUUACUUGCCAAGAUUCCUAUUAUUUUUAGAUGAUGUAUUUGCUUGCCAUAAAUUUGCUUGUUUGUAAAUAAUAUCUUUCGCUACGUGACGCAUAGUCUUAGCGCAUAUACACCUGUAGGGCGAAUACAAACAUUUGCGAAACUAUGAAGCGAGAACAAUGGAAAGAACUCCACCGACAAGAGCCUCGUUCUUAAUUAUAUGGCGAUAUCAUUUUACGUACGAUACAGACACCGUUUUUUUCAACAUUUCUUUUGUCGAGGUGAAUACGCGCUUCGACUACAAAAUGUCGCGAAGUGGAUGUCUUAAAGUGCAACUUUUUGUUUAACAUUUUUAUAUUUUAUUUAAAAUCAUUUAUUAUUAGUUCUUAAAAAAUGUGGUCCAGAGUGCCAAAAUCAUGAAAGAUCUUCAUAUUAGAUUGUAAGGUUGAUCUCAUCUCUGUACAUAUAAACAUAAGAAACAUUAUCAUUUUAAAGUAGCCAUAUUACUAUAAUGUUAUGUGAGUACGUGAAACUUCAACUUCCAUAAAACAGUCAUAUUAUCUUAGUUUUAGUUUGAGUGCAAUUUCAUACUGCUUCCAUUGCAUAUUCAUAAUAUCUAUAUAGUAUAAAAAAUUAUACAUAUACUAACAUAUUAUAAUCAGAUUUAUAAUUCUAAAGGCGUAUCAAAGACAAUGCAAUAUAUAUGUAAAGUAUCUGCAAAUUGUGUAUUAUAUGUAAAUGAAAAUACUUAUGAUAUUUAAAUGCUUACAUUUUUUUUCUAAAAGGUUUUUAUGCCUAAUUCAGCCUGCAAAUAUUUACUUACAUUAUGUCAGAAAAUGUAUACCGCUAAUGUGAAAAUGAUGCGAAUUUUAUAGAAGUUAAUAUAUUUGUACAAAGUAAUAUUAUAGAUGUCGAUAUGUGAUAUAGAUAUAUGUAGAUAAACAACGAAUAUAUUGAGAAGUGUCUAUUGUACAUACAUACAUAUAAAAUUUGUUAAGUAUAUUACAAAAAUAUUGUGCGAUAACGACCAAGUAGUUUGUUGAAUAAAAUGUUUAAAAAUUUA